Messenger RNA from Bactrocera neohumeralis, 3180 nucleotides. RefSeq names its product polycomb group protein Pc (gene Pc). The record is from RefSeq and is a predicted model, not a curated record. The transcript has 2 exons. The coding region runs from base 681 to 1913 and encodes 410 amino acids. NCBI's taxonomy places the organism in Eukaryota, Metazoa, Arthropoda, Insecta, Diptera, Tephritidae.
AAUUCAAUUAUUCUCGCGUUUUUGUGGUGAAAACAUGUAGAAAUUUUUGUGUCGGGUUUUUAAUGUUGUAAUGAACAUUUUUUGCGGCCUUGUUAAUUAAUAAAUAUCAGUGAACAAUAAAUAAGUCGAAUAAAACAAAACUCUGUGUUUAAAGUAUAAUAUGACAAUUUAUAUCUGUACAUAAAAGGUAUUUUCAAAAUAUACAUAUUCCGUCGUCGCAUCGGGUAGAACGAGUAGCGAUUUGCGUACUUUUUCUUUAUUGACGAGCCAAAUGUAUUGGUCAGAGUGAAAUAGCAGAUACAUUUGCUGAAGGACGUUCCGCAUUUUUUAUUUAUUCGGUGUUUUCAAGCGCUGGCGCUUGAAUGUUUCCUACAACAGUAGAUAUUUCGUGGUUUUAACAGAUAGUUUUAGCAAAAUAUUUGCAAGAUACAAUUUGCGCACAUUUGUUUCGCUCGGUUACCUAUUUUGUUAACGACUUAAGCACAUUAUUAUAUACUUGUGUUCUUUUGGAAUAGUUAAUGUGUACAAAGUAGUUCUAAUAAUAUAUUAGAAGAAUACUAAAAUCUUUAUAUUGUACUGUUCGAUAUUACACAUUUUUGCCGCGCUUUUUUGCAAGUGGUGUUUCUAUUUAUGAAAAAUACGGUGCGGAAGCAUUAAAAUUCGUUAAACUGGAUAACAACAUGGGAAGUUCGGAUGACCGCGUUUACGCGGCGGAGCGGAUAAUACAAAAACGCGUUAGAAAGGGUGUUUUGGAAUACCGCGUAAAAUGGAAAGGUUGGAAUCAGCGAUAUAAUACUUGGGAACCAGAGGUUAAUAUACUUGAUCGUCGGCUUAUUGAAAUAUACGAACAAAGUAACCGUUCGUCUAAUACACCAUCAAAACGAGGAGGAAAGCGUAAGGAAAAAACGCAUGAUCCUGAACCAGAAUCCGAGGAGGAUGAGUAUACCUUCACUGGCGAUGAUGUAGAUAUAAAUCAAGCAUCUACUUCAUCCGCUGCAUUAUCCAAUAACAAUCAUCAUCAUCACCACCACCACCAUGAUAAAGAAAAGGAUAAAGAUAAGAAACGUGAGCACUCCCAUCACCAUCAUCAUCGCUCGCAUUCGCCACAUACAGAUGGGCAGCGUGAUACUAACAGUGGUAAUAAGCGCCACACUUAUACCUCGACGUCAGCAUCAGUGUCGGCUGCUGUUGUUGCAGCAGCUGUUGCUUCUAAUUCCGCUUUAAAUUUCAUUCCCGAGGCUGAUUCUAAUUCAUCCAGUUCUGAAGAUCAACCCUUAAGUCGUAAGGAGGUCACUUCUAUGGGUACUAAACGUAAAGCUGAGGUACUAAAGGAAUCCGGUAAAAUAGGUGUCACUAUAAAAACCUCACCGGAUGGACCACCGCCACCUAAACAACAUUGCGGUAGUACCAGUUUAGACGCAGCUACAUCAAUAUCAACGCCGCUUAAGUCUGAAACUGAACCGUUAUCACCAGAAACACCAGCAUCACGACCAGAACAAGCAACACCCGCAGAAAAGAACGCAGCUUUGCAUCAGCAUUAUAAUGCCACAGCAGCUUCGAAUGCAGACGAUGAUGAUUCAUCAUCACAAGCAGAUAGUCAAACGGAUAACAAUCAUACGGCAUCACAUAACAAGGGAACGGGCGAUGAUGGCCCUGCCUCACCCAAGCGUAACGGACAUGUUACUGAACAACAACAGCGACAAAGUGCUUUGGCGCCCCUUUCGCCGAAGGCAUUGCCACCACGUUUCUGGUUGCCAAAUAAAUGUAAUAUCUCCGAUAAAGUGGUGAUCACAGAUGUUACCGUAAAUUUAGAGACUGUCACCAUAAGAGAAUGCAAAACAGAACGCGGUUUCUUUAGAGAGCGUGAACUAAAGUCUAGUGGCAUGAAAACAGAAUCGGAUUCUGCUGCAUAAAAGUGCGUCGCAAAAUUGACAAAUUAAAAAAAAGCAAAACAAGGAAAAAAAUUGUAAAUAUGUUGAAUUAUAUAAGUUUUUGUUUUUUUUUUCUUUGAGUGAGAGUGAAUUUGUGUACUGCGUUUGGUUUAAAUAACCUACAAAUAUUUAUAUUUAUUAAGAAAACUACUUCUUCAUAGUAUGUAUUAUUUACAUAACAAAUAAGUUAAUAUUAUAUCGUUAGUAUUAAUCGCUCAUUAUUAUUUUUUGUAUUUUAUCAAAAGCUUUAUUGUAAAUAAUGUAAUAUAGUUUUAGUUUUUGACAGAAUUGUCUUAAGCACACAUUUAUUAUUGUAAUCCAAACCGUAUGAGCCAUAACCAAUUGAAAAGUGAAAGAAAUAUUGCAGUGCAGUUACUUAAAUAUCGAGGCAUAUAAGAAAGUAGCAGAUAAAUAAAGUCGAAACGUAAAAAAAUAUUUGCGUGAGUUUGACCUAUAAUUACGGAAGUGUGAAGCAUAUGGAUUACUAUAAAAUAUAGUUUAUUUUUAUCAUUUAAUGUCAGUUAAGGCGACAUAAGGUACAUUCCUCAGUUGUUAUAGUUGUAUCAGUUUUUGUUAACAUUUUGCAGAAUUUGAUAUUCUGCAUUUUUCAUAUAAAGAUGCUUAAAGUAGAAAUAGAACAGCAAUUAAAAGUACUUAUAAUUUUAGAUGAAACAGUCAAUGUCUUACAAGCAGUAAUAAAACCUAAUCAAACGUAAUACGAGAGCAUUAAAAAGCAUAAGAAAAGUUUAAAAAACUUGAAGCUCAAAAGAAAUGAACGAGAAAGUCCAAUCGUUAAACGUAAAGCGGUUAUUUUGGACAGUGUCUAUGUAUUUAGAAGCAUUAAAUACAAUAAGGCUUUUCUUUCGAAGAAUUUGUAAUUUUGUCAGCUAAACUUGCAUAUAUUGACUAUAUUUGCAUUAUGCUUAAAGAGUUCACGCCUUUAAGAGCUAAAAGCCUAUUUACAUAUGCAUCUGCUUGUCUACUUUUUUUACUUCAACUAAUAUCAGAUAAAUUUAUGGCGGGCAGAGAGCUUGAAAAGUGCAUUAAUUUUGUUGUUUUGCUUAGCGGCGAAUACAAAUUACGUUUUAUUUCUACGCUGCGGUUGCAAAUAGUAUUUGCAUAUCAUCCAACAAUUUUGUAUAAGACAGACAGAAAAUGCUUGUAGUUAGUUCUUUUUGAACUGCGUACAAAUUUAUGCAUCACAACUUUUAAGAAAAUAAUAUAACCAAAAUAAAUGCUUAAAAUAAAA